UAGGGUUGCUCUCUUAAAAAAAAAAACUAAGGUGGCUGCAGGCUGCAGCACUGCUCGUCUAACCGCCGCCUCCUGUUCGUCUCCUCUUCCUGCCGCUCCCUCCCUCUCUCUCCGACGGAUGCUGCUCCACCGGCCGCUCCUCUGUCCGCUGCCGCCGUCACAUAUCCGCCCCUCUCUCGGUGUGGAGUUGAGAUCCAUCCGGACGUGGACUGGUUUCGUUCUUAAUUUCUGUUGGUUUUCAAACUCCUCCAGCACAUUAAUAUGCCUCUUCGCAUAUCCUGGACCAAAGCGUACACAUUCUGGCUUUGGAACAAGUAAACUUUUCAACCAUCAACUACUACCCAGGUCCGACGUUCAACUUGCAACUCCAAAACUGUUCACGUUAUGACAUUCAACUUUGGAGUUGCGGGACAAAAAUCAAACCGAUGCAUUGAGGAUUGAAAUGUGGACUAGAUACUUUCAACUUUUAUACUUGAUUGUUUCGGGGAUACAGGCGCGGGUGUUGAAAUGACUCAGGUGUGAGCGUUCGAUUUAACAAAUUUUAAAAAAUAUGAUUCGGAGAUUCGUCUAAUGUAUAUUAAAUUUUAUAAUAUAAAAAGUAGAAACUCAAAUUAUAAAUUUUGUACUAUUCUGUCACAUUCCAGACUGGUCCAUAUGUGACCGAUCCACAAGUAGAUGCAUCAUAUGUUUAAAAAGAAAAAAAAAGAAAAAGGGAAUACAUUAAAGGAAGAGCUGGGCUAUGGGUCUGCCAUUUGCUGGCUCAUCCAGCUCACUUACACAUACGAGCUGCUCUAAACCCUCCCGAGUCCCGAGUCUACUGCUCACAUAUGCAGUAGGCACCAGGCAGCAUCGCCUCUCUUUCCUCCUGGCUCGCCUGAACUGAAAUCACUCGCCACUGGCCAUCUAGGACUCGCAAAAUCGGUGGCCUGUGUCCUCAUCUCUCCAGUACUCUCGGUUUCCCUGGAAACCAUCUUUGUUGAUCUGACUGCCCCUGCAGACUACGCCGCCACGGCUGUGGUUCUCCGUCUCCGAUGCCGGCAGCCUCCCAGCCCUUCUCCAUCUUUCCAUCCUCUCUUCUCGCGUCCCCAACCCUCCUCCAUCUCCUCACAAGGAUUUUUUUUGCCUUCAACGCGGCUCCAUGGUGUCUUAUGCGUGUCGACGCGCCAAAAGUUUUCGGACAUGUGGUAAUAAAACAUAGGCUCAAGCAUAAUAUGCAUAAAAGUGAACUAAAGAAUUUUGGCAUCUUCGUCAUGGAUGCUAGCAACUAAAGAAGGCUGAUACAAACAGUGUCAGAAAUGCAUCAAGUACGGUUAGUCCGUACAGAAGUGGAUAUUUGCAACAAACAUAUGAAGGCAACUCAACCAUGCCACCAUUCCUACUUUGAGCUCAAUGAAUCUAUGCAACCAAUCCCUUGUUUCUCGUUUUGCCUUACAUCCCAUCUACAUUUCCUUUUUACUUUUAUAUUCUUUUCACAUCAUUAAUGUUACAGAUUUCUCUUGGGCCUAAUCAUUAUAGAAUAUAAACUUUUUGUAUCAGUUCAUUAUUUAACCAACCAAGUCUACAAAUUUGAUUAGGGAAGCAAGAUGUUCACUUAAAUGAAGAUUUAGCACAGUAAAAUAUAGGAUUGCAAAUGUUAACCUCGAUGUGAAAAAACCCUCUUUCCCAGCAAGUUCCAAGAUCCAUCAAAUCCAAAUCCCUCACAAAUACCACCAAGGGUGACAUCGUGCUUAAUCAUUUUCAUUUUUUUACCAUUUUAUUUGAUUGAUGAAGCGAACUAUUUAACCACAAAUAUAGGCUCUAUUAGUCUAUAAUAUGUAGUACAUUUGUACGUGUUGACUGAUAUGGUAUAUCCUGAUUCCAGCAUCGUGUGGGCAGACGUAUGACUUUCAGUACUGUGCAAUCUAAAGUUGCUACAGUUGGGAUCGACUUCGGAUGCAAAAGUUCAAGAGUUGCCAUCAUUGACACCUUGGUGCCAAAUGUUAUUGCCAGUGAAAUUGGGAAUCUCAUGCCAUCGUAUGUUACAGUGAUACAGCCAAGUUCUUUUGUACCCUGUAUGUGGGGCCUGCAAAAUUCGGACUAUAUAGGCAGACGUGUUGCAGUUGGAGAAAUUGCAAAGCGCCAGAUGUUGAGACAUCCUUCAGAUGUUAUCUUCAACACAAAGAAAUUGAUUGGGAAGAAAUUUGAUGACUACCAUGUCCAAGAAAUGAGGAAUAAGGUCCCUUUUGGCAUUGUUGAAGGACCAAGAGGAGAAGCUUGGGUAGAAGUACAUGGAAUGAAAUUUUCUCCUGUUGAAAUGACCAGAGCCAUAUUUGCAAAGCUGAAGGAUAUUGUUCAGAUGAACCAAUUUCACCAUGUAUUUAAAGUGGUGAUAAGUGUGCCUGCAUUCUUUAGUGGACAACAAAGGGAGGACAUAAAAUCAGCAGGGAAUAGAGCAGGCUUUGAGGUAUUGCAACUAAUUGAUGAGCCUAUUGCAGCUGCUCUUUCUAGCACAACUGUGAAGGAAGGUGUAGUUGUUGUUUUUGGCAUGGGUGCUGGAUCAUACAGUAUCUCAAUCCUUCACGUGUCUGGUACUAAUAUUGAGACCAAAGUUCAAUUUGAUGAACCCUCUGUGGGUGGAGAUCAGUUUGACGAUAUCCUCUUGGACUAUUUUGUUACUGAGGUCAUCAGACUUCAUUCAGUUGACAUCCGCGAAGAUAAACAUGCUAUAGCGAGACUUGUUGAAGAGGCUGAAAAAACUAAAGUGAGAUUAUCAACAGAACCUGAAGUUAGAGUGUCAAUCCCUUGCCUCACUGGAUCUGCUAAUGGCCCUAUUGAUCUUAACAUUACUGUUUCUCGCGCAAAAUUCGAGAACCUAGUUGGUCAUUUGGUGGAGCAAAUUCAAGUCAAGUGCCAGAACAUUGUGAAAGAUGCUAAACUUACUGACAAGGAUAUUCGUGAAAUUAUAAUCAUGGGGGGGAUGACGAGAGUUCCUAAGAUACAGGGAAUUAUCCAUGAAGUCUUUGGCAAGCAGCAGAGCACAAGGGUGAACCCUGAGGAAGCUGUGGUUAUUGGUUCUGCACUACAAGCUGCUCUAACCAUAGAAGAUCAACGCGAGAUGAGCACGAACAUGAUUCCACUCUCUAUCGGAGUCGAGUCCGCGACAGGAGUUUUCAUGAGGAUCAUUCCAAGGCACACCACAAUUCCUGCCACACGGACCAUAAAGAUUCCUGCAUGGUGUAGAGAGUGCCUUCGUAUCAGAAUUUUUAUGGGUGAGCACAUAAUGGUUCAGCACAAUAAACUCUUGGGAGAGGUAGAGGUAUGCAAUAAUCGAAGGCCAUAUCAAGGUCCUGAUACUUUUGAAUUGACAUUUGAAAUUGACAAGGACAACGUGGUAAAAGUAGCUGCUAGAAAUAGUGAUGAUCAGCUUGAAGUUGCUAGUGACGUAAAGAAAGCAGUCAAGGUGUUUCCAAUCGAGAUGGUUUGUAAAUCCAAUGUCAAAAAUGCUGUUGAAAAUGCUUUACUGGACUGGUCGAUGCACAUUAUAGGGAUCCAUGCACGUUUGAGAAACUUGGCAAGACUUAUUAUGAAUACUCUUAAUGAUGUCUUGUCCGUCAGAAAGGAUGAACUUCCUAAGCACCUCUGUGAAGACGCGGUGAAAGCGUUAAUUGAUUUGCGGAUGACACUGGAGGAAGAUGUUGAUGUUGACGUGUUGAAACGUAAGAUGCAUGCUGCUCAAUCUGUUGAGUCAAAGAUGUUGCGUUGGAAGCUGCCGUCAGACUCCACGAAUGUUAUUGCGAGCUAGCGCCGGGUGAAUUCCAAAAUAUUCACGUUCUUCUAUUUAUAGCUUGUAAAUAGUUGUAAGAUUUGUAAACUUAUGGCGACUCUUUUCUUUUUUAGCCUGUUGUUAAGAUAGGUAGUUCCGAGGGCAUAUGAAUUUUCUGGAAGAUUCUGGAGUGAUCUGGGACUUUUCUAGGACUU
This is a messenger RNA of Phragmites australis (common reed), 3957 nucleotides long. RefSeq names its product heat shock 70 kDa protein, mitochondrial-like. Gene Ontology annotation, biological process: protein refolding; cellular response to unfolded protein. The transcript is spliced from 6 exons. Bases 1880 to 3781 code for a protein of 633 amino acids. The record is from RefSeq and is a predicted model, not a curated record. Gene Ontology annotation, cellular component: cytoplasm. Gene Ontology annotation, molecular function: ATP-dependent protein folding chaperone; ATP binding; ATP hydrolysis activity. Lineage: Eukaryota; Viridiplantae; Streptophyta; Magnoliopsida; Poales; Poaceae.